Molecule: messenger RNA, 1215 nt
Organism: Penicillium cinerascens
Lineage: Eukaryota; Fungi; Ascomycota; Eurotiomycetes; Eurotiales; Aspergillaceae
Product: fungal specific transcription factor domain-containing protein
Exons: 2
Coding region: 1-1215 (404 amino acids)
Cellular component (GO): nucleus
Source: RefSeq, a predicted model, not a curated record
AUGUCGGAUCCAAGUGCAACCUUACCUCCCUCGAAUUACCAAUCAAUUUUCUAUCAUGAGGCACAGACUGCCUUGCAGCAAGAAAGCCAAUUGCAAACACCCCAAGCCCCGUCCCUUCGAGAGCUGCAGGCAACCGUACUGCUCGGUCUGUAUGAGCUGCACUGUGCUGACUUUGGUCGCGCGUGGGCCACAGCAAGCCGGGCAGUUUGGUUCACCCACGCACUUCAGCUGCAUAUUCUAGACUCGGGCCACGGAAGCUCCUCAGUCGACGCUGCAGAUACAGAAGAUGCCCGCAUGGCCUUGUGGGCCGCCAUGGGCCUCACUGGCUUUAUCUCGCUCGGAGGUCGUGCGAUAGACUCCAUUAGUGUUGCGGAGAUCAGUACCUGGCUGCCACGGCCGCCUGUCGAUCCCUUUGUGCCCACUGCCGGUGUGACGGUUUUUGGAGUAUUCCAGAAAGCAGUCUCACGAGCCUUGGCGGUAGAGGAAGGCAUAUGUGCUGCCAAAAUACUAUUUCCUCGAAUCGUCUCCCACGUGAAGACUGUUAGUCAGGAGGAAGACGCCGGCUGUCAGCCGUACAGCUUCUGGACAAACCAUCACAAGCUGCACCACAUCGUAAGCCAUAUAUUUAAUGGCACAGAGGCUGAGAAUAAAGCCAAACCGGUUUUAGAUAUUGUGUUGAACGCCAUGUUGGUUGUUCUCCAUGAAGCGCUGAUCAGAAAGACGUUCACUUCGACAAAAUUACGGUCAGACAAAAUGAGAGACGCAGAGGAAGCGGCGCUCCAGCACUCGCUCCAAAUUGCGAAGAUAGUGGAGACCGAUGUUCUUUGUCAAGACUCAUGGGCUCGAGUCGCCGUCCCAUGGGCGGCUUACGUCGCUCUCCAGUCUCUUCAACAGCGUCAAAAGAGGAGCUUUUUGCACUACGAGGUGCAACAGAUAGAUAUUCAGCUCCUCGGCGUCCUUGAGGGCUCAGGAGAUAACCUCAUCUCACCAGUUACAAACGCGUUUCUACCGCCGGAUGCCGCAUUGCUAGUGGAUGCUUUGGUGCUGGACUCAGUGAAUGCGCUUCGGUCGACAUUGUUGGACUGGAGUAAUGACAUACCCCUUGCAACGUUUCUUUCCACACAGGUUAACGCAGGGACUGAAGGCCUUGACUAUGCCCCUGGAGAGUGCGUCGUGGGGCUGAUUGACUUUACUGCCUCAUUAGCAGUUGCAUAA